GAAAAAAAAAAUAGUAAAUAAGGUUUACCAAAAGGACAAAACAUUUAUAGAGAGAGAAAAAAAUAAGGCUAAAAAGCUUGAAAUCUUCAGCAAUGGCGGUUCCUAGGGUAUCUAGGGUUUUGUGAUCGGCGAUUUCUUUACAGAUUAUCAAUGGAAAUGCCCGGUCGAAGAUCCAACUACUCUCUCCUAAGCCAGUAUCCGGACGACCAGUACUCCGUUUCCAUUUCAGGAGCUCCACCUCCCUACUACGAUUCGCUUUCGAGUGACGCCACGAGUAAUAAGAACAAUAAAGUGAAAUCGGAGAGAGGUUUAAUAGAUUGGGAUCAGAAUCAGAGUCAGAACCAGCAACAAGCGAAUCGAGUCGGCGGCGGUGGCGGGGGAGGAGGAGGGAAUAUUUAUGCUUCUUCGAUCGGGCUUCAACGGCAAUCGAGCGGGAGUAGCUUCGGUGAGAGCUCGUUAUCGGGAGAUUAUUAUGUGCCGACUCUUUCUACGACGGCGGCGAACGAGAUUGAUGCAUUCGUGUAUGGUCAUGAUGAAAGCUUUAGGCACGGGGAUUUGAGAGCGAAAGUUGGGGGUUCGUCGUCGGGGAAAAGCUGGGCGCAGCAAACGGAGGAGAGUUAUCAGUUGCAGUUGGCGUUGGCUUUGAGGCUUUCUUCGGAAGCUACCUGUGCGGACGAUCCGAACUUUUUGGAUCCGGUUCCAGAUGAUUCCACAAUUCGAACGGCUAGCUCAAGCUCUGCCGAGACAGUUUCCCAUCGGUUCUGGGUGAAUGGCUGCUUAUCAUACUUCGACAAAGUUCCUGAUGGGUUUUAUUUAAUUCAUGGAGUGAAUCCAUAUGUCUGGACUGUGUGCACUGAUCUGCAUGAACAUGGUCGAAUUCCAUCAAUUGAAUCUCUAAGAUCUGUUGAUCCUACUGUCGAUUCACCAUUAGAAGUAAUAUUGGUUGACCGAAGAAGUGAUCCCAGCUUAAAGGAACUCCAAAAUAGAGUCCACAACAUUUCUUGUAGCUGCAUAACUACAAAAGAAGUUGUUGAUCAGCUAGCCAAGCUUGUCUGCAGUCGCAUGGGGGGUUCAUCUGCUACAGGAGAGGAUGACUUUGUUUCCUAUUGGAGGGAGUGCAGUGAUGAUUUAAAAGAUUGCUUAGGUUCAGUUGUGGUUCCUAUAGGUAGCCUAUCUGUUGGCCUCUGCAGACAUCGAGCUUUAUUAUUCAAAGUGCUAGCUGACACAAUUGAUCUGCCAUGUCGGGUUGCGAAGGGCUGUAAAUAUUGUAAAAGAGAUGAUGCUUCCUCCUGCCUUGUUCGCUUUGGCCUUGACAGGGAGUAUCUUGUUGAUUUAAUUGGGAACCCAGGUUACUUAUGCGAGCCCGAUUCCUUGCUCAAUGGUCCAUCUUCCAUCUCAAUUUCUUCCCCAUUGCGUUUUCCAUGUCUCAAACCAGCUGUACCUGCCAUUGAUUUCAGGUCAUUGGCCAAACAGUAUUUUUCAGACUGUGAAUCACUUAAUCUUGUAUUUGAUGAUGCUCCAGCAGGAGCUAUUGAAGAAAAUCCUGGAUUCUCUCUUUAUCCCAAGAAAGUCGAUAAGAUUGUAACAGGCAGAAAUAACCUGGUGCAGAUAUCAAGCAAUAUGGAUGAUAUUUCGCAGUUGCCCCUACAUCCUAACAUUGCGCGGCCAACUGCUCAUGAUAGAGAUUCCCAAUAUUCACAGUCUAUAAUUCACUCAAAGAACAUUAUUAAAGAUCCUUUAAAGCGCAUCUCUCCAAUAGGGCAUAGAGAUGUCCCAAUUCUACUCUUGUCUGAUCCAAUGGGGGAUUCUGAUAAGGAUUCAAGGUAUGCUGAGGGCAGUCAACUUGUUCCCAGCAAGCCAAGUAGAGAACUUGCCCUUGAAGUUGAUGAUUUGGACAUUCCAUGGAAUGAUCUUGUUUUAAAAGAGAGAAUUGGUGCUGGUUCUUUUGGAACUGUCCAUCGUGCUGAAUGGAAUGGCUCGGAUGUCGCUGUGAAAAUUCUCAUGGAACAAGACUUGCAUGCUGAACGCUUUAAAGAAUUUUUGAGGGAGGUUGCAAUAAUGAAACGUCUACGGCAUCCAAAUAUUGUUCUUUUUAUGGGAGCAGUUACUCAGCCCCCAAACUUGUCCAUAGUGACAGAGUACUUAUCAAGAGGUAGCAUGUAUAGGCUUUUGCAUAAGCCUGGUUUGAGAGAGGUGUUGGAUGAGAGGCGUCGGUUGAGUAUGGCCUAUGAUGUGGCAAAGGGAAUGAAUUAUCUUCAUAAACGCAAUCCUCCUAUUGUUCAUAGAGAUUUAAAAUCUCCAAAUCUUUUGGUUGAUAAAAAAUAUACAGUGAAGGUUUGUGAUUUUGGGCUUUCUCGUUUGAAGGCUAACACAUUUCUUUCAUCCAAGUCAGCAGCUGGAACUCCUGAGUGGAUGGCUCCAGAAGUUCUUCGUGACGAGCCAUCAAACGAGAAGUCUGAUGUAUACAGUUUUGGUGUAAUUUUGUGGGAGCUUGCAACGUUACAACAACCUUGGGGCAACUUAAAUCCAGCACAGGUUGUAGCAGCUGUUGGUUUCAAGGGCAAAAGGCUUGAUAUUCCGCAUGAUUUGAAUCCUCAAGUGGCUGCCAUAAUUGAGGAUUGUUGGGCCAAUGAGCCUUGGAAGCGUCCUUCAUUUUCCAAUAUCAUGGAUCGGUUGAAAUCGUUGAUUAAACCUUCCACCCCUCAACCAGGGCGUGUUGACAUGCCAAUGCUUACCUGAAUGGUUGGAACUCCCACAAAGUCUUCUUCAUGCACAUAAUACAGCAUUCUUUUUGACAUUAUAUGCCUUGCAAGGAUACAUGCUGUUAAAUAAUCUAAGAAUUGUUGUUGUACAUGUCUGUUCUCUUAGUGAAUUGGGGCCUCUGAUUGUUAACAUGGACUAAAGGGUUGUGGUCAAUUCUGUGUUACACCCUCUUGCCAAAGAUUAUUGUUUCCAUAAGUAAUUCUCACAUGCAAUUACGGGAAAAAGUUGUAUCAUAUUGUUUCUCAUAGUUUUGUAUGUAAAGAUUGCAACUGAAAUUAGUUCAAUGAGAAGCAGCUCAUCGGCAUUCUGCACUAACCGUUUCACUCGUAACUGACAUAGUGAUGAGGCUAAACCAUCGGGGAGAGAAUUAUGUAUCUACCAUGCGUUCAUAAAAAGUUUUAAAUCUGAUUGGUGU
Molecule: messenger RNA, 3178 nt
Organism: Theobroma cacao (cacao)
Lineage: Eukaryota; Viridiplantae; Streptophyta; Magnoliopsida; Malvales; Malvaceae
Gene: CTR1
Product: Protein kinase superfamily protein
Biological process (GO): protein phosphorylation
Molecular function (GO): ATP binding; protein serine/threonine kinase activity
Source: RefSeq, a predicted model, not a curated record